Messenger RNA from Lepisosteus oculatus (spotted gar), 3024 nucleotides. RefSeq names its product adhesion G protein-coupled receptor G11 (gene adgrg11). Gene Ontology annotation, molecular function: G protein-coupled receptor activity. Gene Ontology annotation, cellular component: plasma membrane. NCBI's taxonomy places the organism in Eukaryota, Metazoa, Chordata, Actinopteri, Semionotiformes, Lepisosteidae. The record is from RefSeq and is a predicted model, not a curated record. Gene Ontology annotation, biological process: adenylate cyclase-activating G protein-coupled receptor signaling pathway; cell surface receptor signaling pathway.
AGGCAACCUGUUGACACCCUUCCUAGUGAGCUAGAUAUUCAUCAUGGAAAGGGAAGCUUGCAAUUACUUUGGAUUUGGAGCUCUGAUAUGCUUGGGUUCACUUCUGUUUCCUACUUAUGUUUAUACUGAUUCAUGCAUUGGGAAGCCUAUUAUAAUUAUAAAUGAGGAUAUAAACGCAAAUAGAGGAUUCACAAUCAUCCAACCUUUUGAUUCUAAUGCAACUUUAUUUGGAAAUGCACCCUGUUCAGGAUGCCCAGCACAGAACAUUACUAAUUUCUUGGAAAAAUACUGUGUAUUGGUUAUGGGAAAUAAUAAUACAGAAGAAAACCACCAAACUGGGAAACAAAAACAGAGUGAGCCAUGCCAAAAUUGUAAUGAAAGUGAAAACCUUACAGGAAACUGCACAGUUACAUGCUUCAGUCCAUCAGAUGUAUGUGCUGUUAACAAGACUCCAUUUAAUGAAAGCAUUUACAAAGUAACUACAUGUAUUAACCCACCAACAACAAGUGGAGCAUUCCCAACAACAUCAUUAUCAACUACUGCCCAUUCUACAGUAACAAGUGCAUCAUCAAAAACAUCAACGACAACUGCACAGUGUACAAAAACAAACACUGCAUCUCCAAAAUCAUCAACAACUGCACAGUCUACAGUAACAAGUGCUGCAUCUCCAACAUCCUCAUCAACUGCACAGUCUACAGUAACAAGUGCUGAAUCUCCAACAUUGUCAACAACUGCACAGUCCACAGCAGCACGUACUGCAUCUCCAACAUCAUCAAUAACUGUACAGUCUACAGUAACAAGUGCUGCAUCUCCAGCAUCAUCAACAACUGUACAGUCUACAGUAACAAGUGCUGCAUCUCCAACAUCAUCAACAACUGUACAGUCUACAGUAACAAGUGCUGCAUCUCCAACAUCGUCAACAACUGCACAGUCUACAGUAACAAGUACUGCAUCUCCAACAUCAUCAACAACUGCACAGUCCACAGCAGCACAUACUGCAUCUCAAAUAUCAUCAACAGCUGUACAGUCUACAGUAACAAGUACUGCAUCCCCUCAGCUACCUUUCAAAAAUGAUACCAUAAAAGCAGAAGAUGCUUCAAUGUUCAUGAGCAAUCUCUCAGCAGUAGCUGAUAACAUGACAGAGGGUCAGAUUGUCAUAUACAGCUCAGAGAAUGUCAAAGGGAUUGUGGUAAAACCCAGGAUAUCAAAAUCAAAAACUAUUGUUUUUGGGAUAACAUCAAAGAGAGUAAUGAUGAUUAAUGACAGCACAGCCAACUACGAAUUCACGGCAUUAGUGCGCAUUCCAGGAGAAGCUUUAGACAAAGCAAGAAGUGAAACCAACAGAAGUGCAUUUGUUAGUGUUUUUCAAUUUCAUGGACUUUCAAAGGAUGAGAACAACAGUCAGGUUUUUGCCAAUGAGGUCAUUGCCAUUGAAAUGGGAGCUAGAAUUUCAAAUCUCACAGACCGCAUAACAAUAUCUUUCACAAAUUUCUUGAAGGGUAGUGCUACUCCAUCUUGCAAUUCAUGGAAUGGUGAAGGUACAAGACUUCAGUGGAUCACGGAUGGCUGUAAAACUGAAAAUAAUCAAAGUACUAUACGUUGCAACUGUGAACACCUCACCUUUUUUGCUGUACUCAUGACCUCCGAGAGAACUAUCAGUAGCUCAGAUUUGAAAACCUUGACAUAUAUUUCCAACAUUGGCUGUGGCAUCUCACUCUUCUUCUUGAGUGUGGGGCUGUUCAUGCACUUUAUGUUAAGGAGAGCCAAAGCCAACAAAGCAACCAGGAUCCUCAUCAAUCUCUUCUUGGCCCUGUUCCUCUUGAAUCUCACCUUUCUAAUGAAUGAGUGGCUGUCCUCCAAAGGAAAUGCAAUAGUCUGUGCAAUCAUUGCAGGAGCAAUGCACUACUCCAUGCUCUGCUCCUUUACCUGGUUUGCCAUUGAAGCCUUCCAUUUGUAUCUGCAGCUGAUUAAAGUCUUCAACAUUGACAUCAAGCACUAUGUGUUAAAAAUUACACUUAUUGGCUGGGCAAUGCCAGGAUUAGUCAUCAUUCUCCUCGAAGGUCUGGGAAAAUAUGGUAAAUAUGACAUACAGAGCGAUGGUAAUCAGACUGCCUCAAUGUGUUGGAUCACAGAUUCCAAUGUGCAUUUCGUAAUCAACAUUGGUUACUAUGCACUAGUGUUUCUCUUCAAUAUAGUAAUUUUCAUUAUUGUAGUGAAGAGAAUAAUCUACCUCAAAAGGACCAACAUUGGUGGACCAAAUGAACAUAGAUUAAUAAAGACUAUAUACACUGUAAUGGGCCUGUGCUGUUUGCUUGGAAUAACCUGGGGCAUUGCAUUCUUCGGCUUUGGUCCUCUCCAAGUGCCAUCAUUUUAUGCCUUCAGCAUCCUCAAUUCUCUUCAAGGUUUCUUUUUGUUCCUGUAUUAUUAUAAAACAAGUAAAGUCACUACAGAUGGCCCUCCUAGCUUCUCAAGCAGUAAUACCAGCUGGAGUUCAAAAAGAGCUCAUUCCAAUAUUUAUGUAACACACACACCUGCCAACAGUGAUCCUUCAACGAAAAACCUCUAAAUGAAAAUUCUGAGCAUCAAGUCUAUAUUAAUCAUGUUAACUUAUCAUUAUAGACUUAGUAUAUACUGUAGGUAAAAUAUAGAGUAACAGAUGUGAUAUAUAUAAAUCAAGUCCUUUUAACAAAGAAAAGGCAGUCAUAACCUGAUGUAGGAUAUCUGCAAAAAAGUUUUUCUUGACAUCCAACCUAGCAGAGCUGAUUUUCUGAGAGAACAGGACUCACCUAAUAAAAGUUAUUUAAAAGGACACACGACUCAGUUUACUCCAAUUUACAUAUUUUUCUUUCACUAUACUUGUUCUCUAUUUAUAAAAACUGUACAUUCAAUACUUUAAUAACAGCUUUUAAAUUAAGCAUUUUUGUAUCUGUGUUGGGCAUCUUAUAUAAACGGACCAUGUAAUCCAAUGAAAUGUUGAAUAAAAUAAUCUGUCAUGCAUUUCCAAGAUUGAUUUUAAAAAAACCU